UACUGACAAGUUAGAUAUUCAUGGAUUGUUUGAAACAAUGUAAAACAUAUGGAUUAUUAAGUUGAUUUAACCCGCGCUUUAACUAUAAUAUACCUGUAUUCUUAAUUAUUCAGGAAAAUUCUACAAAAAGUUCAAACAUCAAACUAGAUGCAACAAAAUAUAAUAAUAAAAGUUUGAAAAUAAUAAUAAUAUAAUAAUAGAUAUGUUUCCUUAAAUUAACGAUCGAGAAUCAUUUUGGUCAACAUACAAUGAUGCCAUUUGGAAAAAAAUAUCAUAAAAUACGUUCAUUAUAGCAAGUAAAGAAACAGAAUCAACGGGAUUUAAUUAGGAUUUGUUUCAUUGCACGGUUUAAGUAUAAAUUCUACUACUCAUUCAUCAUUUUAUGUUAAUCUCCAUUGAAAUUGAAAAACUAGAGUAACAUAUAAUUCAUUGCAUAAGAAAAGAUGGCGAAACGAGCAUCUUCAUUUUGUCUCGUCUUAUAUGUCGUCGUCUUGUUACUCGGUUUAGUGUCAGCAGUCACAGAUGAUCGUCAAGAUAAACAGGUGUACGUUGUUUACAUGGGUUCACUUCCGUCUCGACCGGGCUACACACCAAUGUCGAAUCACUUAAAUAUUCUUCAAGAAGUCACUGGAGAAAGUUCUACCACAGGUCGUUUGGUGAGAAGUUAUAAGAGGAGUUUUAAUGGGUUCGCUGCCCGACUCACUGAGUCAGAACGAGAACAAGUAGCCGAAAUGGAGGGAGUUGUGUCUGUGUUCCCGAACAAGAAGUUACAACUCCAAACGACUGCGUCUUGGGACUUCAUGGGGUUAAAGGAAGGAAAUAAUACAAAGCGGAACUUGGCCAUAGAGAGUGAUACUAUCAUCGGAGUCAUCGACACUGGUGUUUGGCCAGAAUCAGAGAGCUUCUCGGGCAAAGGCUUUGGUCCUCCUCCAAAGAAAUGGAAAGGUGUUUGUUCCGGCGGCAAAAACUUCACUUGCAACAACAAGUUGAUAGGAGCAAGAGACUACACAGGCGAAGGCACUAGGGACAACCAGGGCCACGGUUCACACACAGCAUCGACAGCUGCUGGAAACGCAGUUGCGGGAGAAAGCUUCUUCGGAAUAGGUAAUGGAACGGCGAGAGGCGGCGUUCCAGCUGCAAGAGUCGCUGCUUACAAAGUUUGCAUCCCGACAGGGUGUACCACAGAAUCUAUACUGUCUGCAUUCGAUGACGCGAUAGCAGAUGGUGUAGAUUUCAUUAGCAUAUCCAUUGGGGAUGACAGUGCCAUCCCGUAUGAAAAGGACCCCAUUGCAAUCGGGGCUUUUCACGCUAUGGCCAAAGGGAUCCUCACUGUGAACUCAGCCGGCAACAGCGGUCCAACUCCGAACUCGGUUGCGAGUGUCGCACCGUGGAUAUUAACAGUUGCAGCCAGCACAACCAACCGUGAGUUUCUCACCAAAGUUGUUCUCGAAAACGGCAGGACACUUUCCGGGAGAUCAGUGAAUGCUUUUGAUCUCAAAGGAAAGAAUUAUCCUCUUGUGGAGGGAACUCUUGGAUCUCAGGCCAAGGGACAAAUAUUGGUGAGCAGAUAUCCAACUAUUUCAGGAACAGCUGUUGCAACCAUAAAUGUAGACUACAAGAACUACUCCUCCAUUAGCCCUCGUCCUCUAUCUUCUCUAUCACAAGAUGACUUUGAUUCUCUCCUCUCUUACCUUAACUCCACAAAGUCCCCACGAGGCACUGUUCUAAAAACUGAGGCAGUCUUUAAUCAGAAAGGUCCUAAAGUUGCUUCCUUCUCUUCUCGUGGUCCAAACACCCUUGCUGUUGAUCUUCUAAAGCCGGAUAUAACUGCACCGGGAGUGGAGAUUCUCGCUGCGUAUUCACCUUUGAGUUCCCCAUCUUUAGGAGACCAGAGACAAGUGAAGUACUCUGUUGAUUCUGGAACUUCAAUGUCUUGUCCACAUGUUGCUGGCGUGGCUGCGUACAUCAAGACUUUUCAUCCUGACUGGUCUCCAUCCGUGAUCCAUUCUGCCAUCAUGACAACCGCUUGGUCAAUGAAUGCUUCUGACACUGGGGUUGCAUCAACCGAGUUUGCUUAUGGAGCUGGCCAUGUCGACCCAAUAGCCGCUCUAAAUCCUGGACUUGUCUACGAACUGAACAAAGCAGACCACAUCACCUUUCUCUGCGGCUUAAACUACACUUCCAAAACCCUUAAACUCAUUACCGGUGAAGCAGUCACUUGCACUGGAAAUACCUUACCAAGAAACCUCAACUAUCCUUCAAUGUCGGCUAAACUUUCGGAAACUAAUAGCCCCUUCACCGUCACUUUCAACAGAACCGUCACCAACGUCGGUAUCCCCAACUCUACCUACAAAUCGCAGAUUGUCUUAAAUCACGGGACUAAGCUCAGUGUCAAGGUUUCACCUAAUGUCCUGUCUAUGAAGUCGGUGAAUGAAAAACAGGCUUUCACAGUGACUGUUACAGGCAGUGGUCUCGACCCAAAACUGCCUUCGUCUGCUAAUCUAGUCUGGUCUGAUGGCACACACAACGUGAGAAGCCCCAUUGUUAUUUAUACUAGUGGCUGAUGAGGGCCAUGAGGCCACAUGCAUUUAACAUAUUUGAUCUUUCUAUCAUCAUGAUUAUCACUACCGUUGCAAUAAAACCACCAUGCUGUUGUUAUGU
Messenger RNA from Brassica napus (rape), 2661 nucleotides. RefSeq names its product subtilisin-like protease SBT4.8. Lineage: Eukaryota; Viridiplantae; Streptophyta; Magnoliopsida; Brassicales; Brassicaceae. The transcript is spliced from 9 exons. Gene Ontology annotation, molecular function: serine-type endopeptidase activity. Gene Ontology annotation, biological process: proteolysis. The coding region runs from base 444 to 2564 and encodes 706 amino acids. The record is from RefSeq and is a predicted model, not a curated record.